UCUAAGUUGAAUCAUCAUUUCCUCUUCGCCAGCAAAAAGGAUCUCUCGUGCAAAGUACUGACAAGAAUGAAUCUCAGUGUCUCUAAACUCUUGAUUUUGGGUUUUGUGUUUGUCCAACUACGGCAAGGAAACUCCGAGGAAGUCUCGAGUCUAAGUCGUAGGCAUGUGAGUUGUCAACAGGCCUUGAAGAGAUUGGAAACGAAACUCGACAGCAAACUGAACGCCAUAAAAGCAAAUAUUGAUUCUCUUUUGCUUGAAAAAAACAAUCUUUGUAAAGCGGCAAAAAACUGUGUCGACAUUCUGAAGUGUGGUGGGAAAACAAGCGGUGUGUACACCGUGAAACCUUUUUCGAGAUUUGACGCGUUCAAGGUGUACUGUGACCAGACCACGGCUGGCGGGGGAUGGGCCGUGUUCCAGAGAAGGCGGGACGGGUCUGUGGACUUCUAUCGUGGGUGGUCUACCUACAAGCAUGGGUUCGGUCACGUGAUGGGGGAGUUCUGGCUUGGUCUGGAUAAGAUAAACCUUCUGACCCACCAAACCAGAAACAAGCUUCGCGUUGACAUGAUGGACUGGCAUGGCAACACCAAAUUCGCGGAGUACAGCUACUUCUCGGUGGCCGCAGAGAGAAGCAAAUACGUGCUAGGGCUGGGACGCUACUCAGGAACCGCUGGAGACUCGUUGUCGUAUCAUCGCGGGUCUCCCUUCAGCACCAAGGGCCGCGACAACGAUGCAUACGGUAGGAACUGUGCGGUGGACUAUAAGGGAGCGUGGUGGUUUAAGAGCUGCUACAAUUCCCAUCUGAACGGCGAGUACCGAACAAGUGGUGAUGCAGUGGCAUGGAAGGCCUUUUCGACCUCACUAAAGCGGAGCGAGAUGAAAAUCAGGCCCACCGACUUCAUACCAAAAUAAACAAAUCAGACCUGUACGGUACCAUUUUACCAUUCAGACCAAGUAUAUAUAAAACAAAAAUAGAAAUAGUAUAAAGAUAGACCGGAAUAUAAAACAGGCAAAAGAUAAAAAAUUGCUAUGGCUCACAGAAAAAAAUAAUGUUAUGUGAAAAUUAAUGAAACCUUAUUAAAAUGAUCGUACAAGUAUAACUAAAGAUGCUCUUGUUCAAUAAAGUUACUGACGCACCAUCUGAA
Nematostella vectensis (starlet sea anemone) is the source of this 1142-nucleotide messenger RNA. RefSeq names its product fibrinogen C domain-containing protein 1. NCBI's taxonomy places the organism in Eukaryota, Metazoa, Cnidaria, Anthozoa, Actiniaria, Edwardsiidae. The record is from RefSeq and is a predicted model, not a curated record. The coding region runs from base 67 to 909 and encodes 280 amino acids. The transcript is spliced from 4 exons.